AUGCCUUGUUUAGACAGUUUGUACAUAGACUUGAGCCAUCCAAGUUCUUAUGAAACGGCUGUUGUGGACGAGAGAAAGGAGAAGAUGGAGGAGAUUUUGAUUAACAUGAUUGGUGAUCUCUGCAACAUGAUAUAUAUCUUUCUGUCCUCGAAGACCAUUGAG
Molecule: messenger RNA, 162 nt
Organism: Ilex paraguariensis (yerba mate)
Lineage: Eukaryota; Viridiplantae; Streptophyta; Magnoliopsida; Aquifoliales; Aquifoliaceae
Source: the annotation of a GenBank genome assembly